Molecule: messenger RNA, 2089 nt
Organism: Anarrhichthys ocellatus (wolf-eel)
Lineage: Eukaryota; Metazoa; Chordata; Actinopteri; Perciformes; Anarhichadidae
Product: histone-lysine N-methyltransferase PRDM16-like
Exons: 4
Coding region: 1194-1967 (257 amino acids)
Molecular function (GO): protein binding
Source: RefSeq, a predicted model, not a curated record
UAUCAUCUCUUCAUUAGGUAUGCUGGUCUGUUCCAGCUCCAGUGUCCCAUGGCUUUACCCACCCAAGCACCCAUUCAACCCUUCCCUCUCUCCCCUCGCCUCCCCUCCUGGUUACAUCCCGACAGAGCUUGUACCUGAGACUCGAGACUCUGGGUCAAGUCGGACUGAAGUUCAACUUGAGUGCUGUGAGACCAUUUAAGUUUAAAAGUAAAAAUGUUCUCAUGUUGGGACCUGGUUAGAUCGUUGAUCAGUUGCAUAUAAACAGGUGAGUGCCAAUAACUCAAUCAACAGUUUAAGUCAUUUAUGGAGCAACAUUGUCAAAUGUUCUCUAAUUCUAGCUUCUUAAAUGUGCGGAUCUACUGCUGUCUCUUUAAUUUACAUUUAAUACAUACGUUUUGGACUGUAAGUCAAACAUUUUUCUUUUAGUUUUGGUCAUGUUUCUACCGACUCAAGACUUGAAUUGUUCUUGUCUUGACUGACUUAAAACUUGCCAUAAGAGCUUAAGUCAGAAGAUACUCUAGUCUUCAGGGACUCAAGUUUUGACCUGGACAUUUCUCGAGUGACUUGAGGCUUGACGUUUGACAGCUCAGUCUCCUGCCAUCCCCAAGAAAGACAGGAAGUGGGUGCAGAUGUUGUGGUGGAGGGAGUAGAUGCUUGAGUGAGGUGAAGAUGGAUGAAGAAAAUGAGUGGUGUUCCAGCGAUGGAGAAAGGAAGGAUAAUAAGAAAGGAUCCAGGAGACGUUGUUGAAAAGACUUCCAAAAAGUGCAGUUCACCUCGAAGUGCGGCUCUCACAGCUGUCAGAUGGCCCGAACAAACCUACUUGACUGAAAGUCUCAAACGUCACAUUUGCACCGUUUCAGGAUUAGAUAAUAUCAACAAAUAAAUCACAAUAUGAGGGUUCUCAACAUGUUCCAAGCGAGUGUUCACCACUUCAGGACUUGACCUCGACAUCGACCUUCACCCGGCCCAUCGGUCCCCUGCACUUCCCGUAUCUCUGUCACAUUGACACUGGCAUUCUUUCACGUUAGCGCAUCGCAGUGCCGCAGAUAGGCCUGCCAGACACCCCCUGUGCUCUUCUAGUAUCUCUGUCACACACACACACAAGGUUAAUUGGUAACUAGUGUUUAUGGUAGCGGGGAACUUUUAGUUCCGACUACGCCGUAGCGAGAAGCUAAAAAGACGCGCAACAUAAUAUGUCAGCUUUUGAUGACAGUGAACCAGUGGACAGCAUGUACGACACAGAGGCCGACCUCCCGGGUUUAGCGAGCGGAGGCGGUGCCGACAGCCCAGAAGACGACACAGACGACGGUGUCAUCAACAUGUCCCCCCUGCCCUCACCGACCCCUUCCCAUCCAAACAACAACCACCACCACCUGCUGCAUCCCCACAUCUACGCCACCCACCACCACCACCACCUUCACAACAACAGCAACAGCAGCAGCAAUGACCAGGACUUCACCACACCCAAGGAGGGCUCGCCCUACGAGGCACCCGUCUACAUUCCUGAUGACAUUCCCAUUCCCAGCGAACUGGAGCUGCGUGAGUCCUCUGUGCCCGGUGCUGGCCUGGGUGUCUGGGCCAAGACCUACAUCGGUGCUGGCGAGAGGUUUGGUCUGCACAGCCCGCUGCAUCACGAGGCCACAGGCAAAGACGGCUCCUUUGGAUGGGAGCAGAUGAUGAACGACCAUGACGAAGACUCCCCUGACAGCUGCAUCAAAAAGGUGGUGGGUGACAUGGGCAACGUCAAGUUUGCGCUGGACACAGGCCCGGAUGCCACCAACAGCAGCUGGCUCAAAUACGUCCGCUCUGCCUCGUCAUUUGAGGAGCAGAACCUCGCCGCCUGUCACCUCACCGGAGACCAGGUGGGUGACAUGACAGACAUGCCCUGGUUGGAUUUGUGGUCGAGAUAUGAGCACUAUGUUGUCAGCAAGGGGCAAGGGGGGGGGUCAUCCUUUCCCAUCUGCUGAGAUUGACCACUGGGUUGAUCCGUCUGAAUUUGUGUGUGCAUACUUACGUGCGUGUUUACAAUUAGGUAGCAAGGUAAUGACCAAGGAAUGGCACUACUGUCUGUCUGUAGGUGGGCCAGUUG